UUUUUUUUUAAUUGGUGGAAAACAAUAGGUUCGCCCAUUUUUCCAAGCCCAGAGACCGAGAAUAAGUUUAAAAUUUCAAGUUUGCCACGCUGUCGACGGGAAGACUUCGCGUGGCGGAAAGGCUUAGAAAGCGGAGAUACAGUACGCUGAAAGAGAGACAAAAAUGACACAGAAAAUAAGAGAGAAAAAGAGUUCCAGCUUUCAUACAAUACAACAAGAAUAAACCUUCUCUCGCUAUCCUUUAUUCGAUUAGAAAGCUUCACAAAAGGCCAAAUUUCACUGACCUCCUCCAUAUCCAUCUGGCUUUCUUUGAGUCCUUCAACAGAUCCCUUCUGUUUCUGCUUUAAUGGAAGAGGGGGAGUUAAGCUAAAGCUAGGGCUUUUUAUAUUACUGUGUGUCUGUGUUGUCUUUAAGAGAUGCAAUCGGAUAGGUCCGAUUCUUCGGGUCCAAUAACCCAACGUGUCAACUCUUUGCCAUCUGAUUCUGAUACCAGAGGAAAGCAUAGGAUACAAGCAGAGCUUAAGCGGCUUGAGCAAGAAGCUAGACUUUUAGAGGAAGAGUUGGAGCAGCUUGAUAAGAUGGAAAAUGCCACAGCAGUAUGCAAGGAAAUGCUAAGUAACGUGGAUACUAGACCAGACCCACUACUGCCAGUAACAAAUGGCCCUCUAAAUCCAUUAUGGGAUCGGUGGUUUGAAGGCCCGCAAGAAUCACAAGGCUGCAGAUGCUGGAUUCUUUGAUAUUGAUGGCUGAUUUCAAGCAUUAAAACUUCGAUUGUUAAUUGUUGGCGGAGGCAUCAACUUUGAGCAACACUUUUGUCAUUGGCAGAUGUUUGAUUGUGUAGAAAAUAACAAUUUUAUAGCAAUAUUUUCUUCAUUGGCGAUUCUAUAAUGAAAAUGCUUCAUUGUGCAACACGACAAAUUCUUCAUAUCAAUUCAAAUUUAAGGAACAAUCUACAGCAA
Molecule: messenger RNA, 959 nt
Organism: Hevea brasiliensis (rubber tree)
Lineage: Eukaryota; Viridiplantae; Streptophyta; Magnoliopsida; Malpighiales; Euphorbiaceae
Product: guanine nucleotide-binding protein subunit gamma 2
Exons: 5
Coding region: 417-737 (106 amino acids)
Biological process (GO): G protein-coupled receptor signaling pathway
Source: RefSeq, a predicted model, not a curated record